Molecule: messenger RNA, 1115 nt
Organism: Naegleria gruberi
Lineage: Eukaryota; Heterolobosea; Eutetramitea; Acrasida; Naegleriidae
Product: isocitrate dehydrogenase
Exons: 3
Coding region: 1-1086 (361 amino acids)
Biological process (GO): isocitrate metabolic process; tricarboxylic acid cycle
Cellular component (GO): mitochondrion
Molecular function (GO): NAD binding; magnesium ion binding; isocitrate dehydrogenase (NAD+) activity
Source: RefSeq, a predicted model, not a curated record
AUGUUCAAGAGAGCCUCAUCAUCACUCCUCCGUUCUGCCUUCACUACCCAACAACAAAGAUUCUUCUCUACUCAAAGCAGCCUUUUGCAACAAAAGAUUACUGCUACCUUGUUCCCUGGACACGGUAUUGGUCCUGAAAUUUCUGCUGCUGUUGUUAAGAUUCUUGAUGCCGCUGGUGCUAAUAUUUCAUGGGAAACCCACGAUAUUGGUGUCCCACAACCUGGAAGUGUUGACUUGAUUUCUCCAGAAGCUCUUGCCAGUGUCAGAAAGAACAAGGUUGGUUUGAAGGGUCCUUUGGCUACACCAAUUGGUAAAGGAUACAGAUCUUUGAAUAUUACUUUGAGACAAGCUUUGGAACUCUAUGCCAACGUUAGACCAGCUGUCAGUAUUCCAGCUAUUAAGACUGGUUAUCCACACGUUGAUGUUGUCGUUGUCAGAGAAAACACUGAAGGUGAAUACUCUGGUUUGGAACACGAAGUUGUCCCAGGUGUUGUUGAAUCAUUGAAGGUCAUUACUCAAAAGUCAUCUAUGCGUAUUGCUGAAUAUGCUUUCAGAUAUGCUUCUGAAAACUCUAGAAAGAAGGUCACUGCUGUCCACAAGGCCAACAUCAUGAAGAUGAGUGAUGGUCUCUUCUUGGAAUGUUGCAGAGAAGUUGCUAAGAAAUACCCAAAUAUUAAAUACGAAGAAGUCAUUGUCGAUGCUUGUUGCAUGAAGCUCGUUCGUUAUCCACAAGAAUUCGACGUCUGUGUCACACCAAACUUGUAUGGUGAUAUUUUGUCUGAUUUGUGUGCUGGUUUGAUUGGUGGUUUGGGUUUGACACCUUCAGGUAACUUUGGUGAACAUGCUUCAGUUUUCGAAGCUGUCCACGGUACUGCCCCUGAUAUUGCUGGUCAAGAUAAGGCCAACCCAACUGCUCUCUUGUUGAGUGCUUUGAUGAUGUUGAGACACUUGCAAAUGCAUGACACUGCUGCUCGUAUUGAAAAGUCUGUCAUGAAGGUUCUUACUGAAGGUAAGGUUUUGACUGGUGACUUGGGUGGCAAGUCUACUUGUUCUGAAUAUACCAACGAAAUUAUUAAGAAUCUUUAAAUAUUAAAACUAAUAUAAUUAAUUUAUGU